Messenger RNA from Bathycoccus prasinos, 855 nucleotides. RefSeq lists its product with no specific name. The record is from RefSeq and is a predicted model, not a curated record. NCBI's taxonomy places the organism in Eukaryota, Viridiplantae, Chlorophyta, Mamiellophyceae, Mamiellales, Bathycoccaceae. Bases 1 to 855 code for a protein of 284 amino acids. The transcript is spliced from 2 exons.
AUGUGGGCUUCUCUUACAUCUUCGCAAAAGGUCAUCCUGGUUUCCAACUUGAUGGGGUUAUACUACGCCGUCAUGCUUUUGGGCGACAAAAUCGGUUUACCGAUCGAAAGUUUCGGCGCUAAGUUCUACGGCUUGAAAAAAGCGUCCGUCGUCCAAGCGUCUGGAGCGUCGUGGACUGGGGUGUUUUUGUGCACCAUCCUCGCGGAUGCGUUUUACGUCUGCUUCAAGUGCUCUGAAGGCGCGAGAUUGAGAUACUGCAACACGGCCUUAAUCAUGGCGUGCCAACGAUUGACUUUGCAAAUCGCGCAUUCUACUCAGUCUAUUCGAACCGUCGCCAUUCCGGUGGUUGCCAAAGAAUACACGGCUGGCCUCAUCUCCUCCUUCGUGUUCAUCGGUUUGUUUUCGUCCGUCAGCUCAACCUCUCGCUUGCCGGCGGGCUCGGUUUGGUACAAACCGGCGACGACCACGGCGAAGUGUCUCUUCGGCAUGACUCUCGGAUGCCUCGCAUUUUUCCUUCAAAUGAUCACGACUGACUUUUUGGCGGCCGUAUCGAAUGUGAAAGGGAAGAGAACCGCCGUCGAAUACGCGCAACUGGACUGGUGCGCCGUCAUGUUGAUGGGUCUCAUCUUCGGUUUGCUUUUCGCUCAAAUGUACUUGACUGAGAACGAGCAAAUUGGUUUCGCCAAGGUUCGCGUCGGAGCUAUCUUGUCCAUGAUGUACUUGGCGUACACCGAGAAAGCCAUCACGCCGUGCAAAAACUACAAAGAAAGCAUGCGAAUGAUGGGCGCCAUCCUCGCCUUGGCGGUUUACGCCGCGCACGGCAAAGACAUCAUGAAAAAGUUGAAGCGGGCGUAA